Messenger RNA from Sorghum bicolor (sorghum), 2488 nucleotides. RefSeq names its product mitochondrial Rho GTPase 1. The transcript is spliced from 14 exons. Gene Ontology annotation, biological process: motor neuron axon guidance; actin filament organization; establishment or maintenance of cell polarity. NCBI's taxonomy places the organism in Eukaryota, Viridiplantae, Streptophyta, Magnoliopsida, Poales, Poaceae. The record is from RefSeq and is a predicted model, not a curated record. Gene Ontology annotation, cellular component: plasma membrane; cell cortex; cytoplasmic vesicle. Gene Ontology annotation, molecular function: calcium ion binding; GTP binding; protein kinase binding. The coding region runs from base 90 to 2033 and encodes 647 amino acids.
ACACCGGCGCCGCGCACACAGCCGCACCAGCGCCCACCCAAAUCCCGCAAAACCCUAAGCCGAACGGGGAGAGAGAGGAGGCGCGCGGCAUGGCGGGUGCGACGUCCCCGGCGGCGGCCGCGAAUCUGGCGGGCAAGUCGGGCGUGCGGGUCGUCGUGAUCGGCGACCCGGGCACCGGCAAGUCCAGCCUCAUCGUCGCCCUCGCCACCGAGCAGUUCCCCGAGAACGUGCCCCGCGUCAUGCCCCCCACACGCCUCCCCGCCGACUACUUCCCCGACCGCGUACCCAUCACCAUCAUCGACACGUCGUCCAGCCCGGAGCAGAAGCCGAAGUUGAUCGCGGAGUGCCAGGCCGCCGAUGCGGUCGUGCUCACCUACGCCUGCGACCGGCCCGCCACGCUGGAGCGUCUCAGUUCGUUCUGGCUUCCCGAGCUCCGGCGACUCCAGUUGAAGGCUCCAGUUAUUGUGGUGGGGUGCAAGCUGGACCUAAGGGACGAACAGCAGGUUAGCCUUGAGCAGGUUAUGGCGCCCAUCAUGCAGUCCUUCCGCGAGAUUGAGACCUGCAUCGAGUGCUCCGCUCUUCGGCAGAUCCAGGUGCCUGAGGUCUUCUACUAUGCUCAGAAGGCAGUACUUCACCCAACUGCCCCACUCUUUGAUCAAGAGUUACAAUCUCUGAAGCCUCGAUGUGUGAGAGCGUUGAAGCGGAUCUUUAUUAUAUGUGAUAAUGACAAGGAUGGCGCUCUCAGUGAUGUGGAGCUCAAUGAAUUCCAGGUCCGAUGCUUUAGUGCCCCUCUGCAGCCUACUGAAAUUUCAGGAGUUAAGAGAGUUGUUCAGGAGAAGAUGCCUGAAGGCGUAAAUGAAAGCGGUCUUACCUUGACUGGGUUCCUUUUUCUGCAUGCCCUCUUUAUUGAAAAAGGUCGUUUGGAAACUACAUGGACUGUAUUGAGGAAAUUUGGUUACGACAAUGACAUCAAGCUUAGGGAUGAUCUCCUUGCAAUGCCAAUUAAAAGAGCUCCUGAUCAAACUCUGGAAAUGACAAGUGUAGUGGUCGAAUUCUUGAGAGGGAUAUUCACCAUGUUUGACAUUGAUAAUGAUGGAGCUUUACUACCUACUGAGCUGGAAGACCUUUUCUCAACAGCACCUGAAAACCCAUGGUCUUCCGAUCCAUACAAAGACUGCGCUGAAAAGAACGUGUUGGGUGGUCUGUCACUUGAAGGGUUUCUCUCAAAGUGGGCUCUAAUGACAGUUCUAGAUCCAACAAAUAGUUAUGCCAACCUUGUAUAUGUUGGCUAUCCUGGCGAGUUCAGUUCUGCAUUUACUGUCACAAGGAAAAGACGAGUGGAUCGUAAAAAGCAACAGACACAGAGAAAUGUUUUCCAGUGUUAUGUUUUCGGUGCCAGAGGCUCUGGAAAGACGUCCUUGCUACAAUCAUUCAUUGGAAGGCAACCUUCUGAUGCUCUGCCAUCUAACAGCGAACGCUUUGCAACAAAUUCUGUCGAAAUGGCUGAUGGAACUAGAAAGACACUAAUACUGCGAGAGAUUCCUGAAGGUGAUGUGAGAUCCUUACUUUCUGACAAGGAAUCAUUGGCGCCGUGUGAUGUAGCAGUAUUUGUUUACGACAGCUGCGAUGAAUAUUCUUGGCAAAGGGCUAGAGACUUGCUUGUGCAAGUGGCUACACAUGGAGAAAAUACUGGCUACGAAGUUCCUUGCUUGAUAGUUGCUGCGAAAGAUGAUCUUGACCAAUCUUCACAAGCUCUGCAAGAAUCAACUAGAGUGAGCCAAGACAUGGGAAUUGAAACACCAAUUCCGAUCAGCGUGAAGCUGAGAGAUUUGAACAACAUUUUCUGCAGAAUUAUACAUGCUGCACAGCAGCCCCAUUUGAGCAUUCCAGAGACUGAAGCUGGCAAAACACGCCGGCAAUAUCGGCAACUUCUAAACCGUUCGCUAAUGGUUGUCUCUGUUGGAGCUGCUGUUGCAGUUGUUGGAUUAGCUGCUUACCGGGUUUAUGCAGCUCGGAAGAACUCGUCCUCUUGAAGCCAUCCUGGACAAGUGGGGAAAUAAGGUGCUUCCUUCCUGCAGACCACUUUGCAACAUCAGCUGGAUCCAUGCUGGUUGAAGUUUGCUGCUUGGGUUUUUUUACCCGGCAGGAAACCAACGUUUUUGUACAGACGUCAUCUGCUAUUAAUUAUCCGGCCUAUUGGGGUUUCAGAUUCCUAUAUAAUUGACAGACAUCACCUGGCUCCAUAAAAUGCCGUAUCUGAUAAUCUGUUGUUGCUAAAUUAGCUCAGCUAAAUAUUGUUACUACCCUAAAUUUUUGCUCUCUUGUGGUACUUGCACUAGUCUGGUAUUUGGAGUCUCUUUUCGUUAUCAUCAUUUGCAAACAUGCUGAGACGUUUAGUGGAACAGUCAUGAGUUAGUGUUGUACCAAGAUUUCGUUUGGGAGUAUUCAAUUGAAUUUUUUUAAGCGUAGUAUAUUCUAAUGGAUUUGA